Thrips palmi is the source of this 1880-nucleotide messenger RNA. RefSeq names its product heterogeneous nuclear ribonucleoprotein H3-like. Gene Ontology annotation, molecular function: RNA binding. NCBI's taxonomy places the organism in Eukaryota, Metazoa, Arthropoda, Insecta, Thysanoptera, Thripidae. The coding region runs from base 168 to 1739 and encodes 523 amino acids. Gene Ontology annotation, cellular component: ribonucleoprotein complex; nucleoplasm. Gene Ontology annotation, biological process: regulation of RNA splicing. The record is from RefSeq and is a predicted model, not a curated record. The transcript is spliced from 8 exons.
GAAAACAAAACACUGCGCUCCCAAGCGACCGACGCCAUUGUUCCGGUGGUCGGCCGUUCAGUGGCUAGAGUCAAACAUUUUCUAAUUUCUCCUAGGCUAGUGACCUGGUGGACCAUCUGGGUCCUUGAAGUUGUUUUGGGGUCUAGUCUUGUCAUCAAGAUCUCACAAUGACUUCCUAUUAUAAUGAUGAGGAUGAGGGACAAGAUCUCAAGCUUGAAGAUGAGGGCCAUGUUGUCAAACUUCGCGGCCUCCCCUGGUCCACAACAGUGGGAGAAAUCUACAACUUUUUCAGCGACUGCAACAUCAAAAAUGGCAAAUUAGGCAUUCAAAUGACACUGUCUCGUGAAGGCAGACCGAGUGGCGAGGCAUAUGUUGAAAUGAUGUCUGAAGAAGAUGUUGAAAAGGCUUGUAAGCGAGACCGUGAUCACAUGGGCCACCGGUAUAUUGAAGUUUUCAAAGCUAAGCGCUCAGAGAUGGAAUGGGUUGUGAAGCGCAGUGGCCUCUUAGUUGAAGACUCAGCUGAUGAUGCCUGUAUUAGGCUCAGAGGCCUGCCCUUUGGAUGUGCUAAAGAUGAAAUUGCAAAAUUCUUUGACGGGUUGGAGAUAGUUCCCAACGGGAUUUCCAUACCAACAGACUACAUGGGAAGGAGUUCGGGGGAGGCUUACGUACAAUUUGCAAACAAAGAAAUGGCUGAGAAAGCUAUGGAGAAGCACAAGGAGAAGAUAGGACACAGGUACAUCGAGAUUUUCCGCAGCAGCCUGGCCGAGGUCCGCGCUGCCAUCAGCCCCAAGAUGCGUCCCAUGGUCUCCGGACCCUUCAGCAACAGGCCCGCGCCCUACGACCGCAAUGACCGCUUCGGCGGCGCCAACAGAUUCAACAACAUGGGUCGCGGUGGUGGCGGCGGCGGCGGAGGUGGUGGAGGCGGCGGCGGUGGCGGCCCGGUGGGGCGUUACAUGAAAAGCGACUUCGGCGGCGGCUUCAAUGAUGACGGCCCCGGACCGUGGGGCGGCUGGGGCAAUGGCGGUGGCAUGCGCUCCGGCGGCGGCCCCGGACCCUCGCCCAUGCGUGGCGGCGGCGGCGGCGGCAUGGGAGGAAUGGGCGGCGGCAUGGGCGGCGGCAUGGGAGGAGGAAUGGGCGGCGGCAUGGGCGGUGGCAUGGGCGGAGGAAUGGGCGGCGGCAUGGGCGGAGGAGGCAUGGGCAUGAAGCCCAGCUACAGCGGCCCAGGAGGACCAGGCAUGAGCAGAAACGGCGGCUGGAGCGGCGGCCCCGGUGGUGGCGGCGGCGGUGGCGGCGGCCACAACAUCCACAUGCGAGGCCUCCCCUUCCGCGCCACGCAGUCAGACAUCGCCGAGUUCUUCCGGCCGAUGGUGCCCGCCAGCAUCAGGCUCGUGUACGACAACAGCGGCAGGGCGUCUGGCGAGGCCGACGUUGAAUUCGCCAGCCACGAGGACGCCGUCAAGGCCAUGUCCAAGGACAAGAGCAACAUGCAGCACCGAUACAUCGAGCUUUUCCUCAACUCGUCGCCCAGCCCCCCGAUGGGUGGUGGCGGCGGAGGCGGCGGCGGUGGUGACUUCGGCAGCAUGGGCGGAAGCGGCGGCGGCGGCGGGUUUGGUGGUGGCAGUGGCGGCUACGGUGUUGCCAGCAGCAACUUCUCCCGAGGCUUUUCUGGCGGCGGCGGCGGCGGCGGCAUGGGAUUCAACAGCCCCAUGGGUGGCGGCGGAGGCUACAACAACUUCUAAAGUACCUUACGUUUUCUUUACGCGCUCAGAUAAACCAAUCAAGGUGUAGGUUUUUGAUUGUCAUUUCUGAUUACCUAAAAGUGAUUUUUAUUUAAUUUUUGUUGCUCGGUGUGAGCUUGUGUAUUAGAGGGCUUAUAAAUU